UUGCCAUGGCAGUCCCCGUGGUCGUCGCUUCUCUGUGCGUCGCGUGUUUCAUCUGUCUGACCGGAGCCUACGACUUGGUCCCGUCCGGGUCGACGGUCGUGGCGAGUGGCGGAGGGUUGUACCUGCGCUAUGUGGACGUGUUCCCCAACCUGACGGAGUGUGCCGUCGAAGCGCCGGGCAUUGGGAAGGCGGUGCUCACCGGCAACAGGACCACGUGGCCGCUCUACUUCGGCACGGGCUACGAAAAUGGCAGCUGUGCUGCUAUUAUGCUGAACAUGACUGCCAACAAUGCGGGGCUUUGGAAGCUACAAGCAACCUUCCAGGAGAAUGACACGAAAAAGGUUGAGAUUCAAGGCGUCAACGUAACUGUCAGUGACGCGCCGAGCAAGCCGUCGCCGGUGACGAUGCAGCUGCCAUUUGGCGACGUGUCGGCCAUCCAGGUGGGCAGUGAGGACAGCGUGUACUGCAUGCUGCGCGACCCCCUGGGCCACACCGUCAGCGUGGGCUCCGGCUUCUGCCAGCACACCGUCACCACGCUGGACCAGGGCGUCUGGACCGCCACCUACGCCCUGCCGGGCAGCCUGCAGGAGAUCGAGGUCAACUACACUGUCGAAGCCGUGAAGGUGGAGCUGUUUACGAGCGUGCAGCCGUCGUCGUCGGUGCCGGGCGGCCUGGACCUGCUGUGCCGCCUGCCCGCCCUCUACCGGUCGGGGCUGCUCUUCUGCCGCAUGGUGCACCCCAACGGCACCGGCAUCCACCUCCAGGAGGGCCUCUCCGACGGCAUCUACAGCUACUACGGAGGCGGUCUGACGCGAGACAUGACGCACGACUGCGGCGUCACCAUCCACCGGCCGACGGAGAGCGACUUCGGCGCCUGGAAGUGCAUCUUCGCCUUCGCCACCGGCCUGGAGGGAGGCUACAUCUACGUCACCAACAGCACCCUGGCGCAGCCGGUGACGCAGGGAGAGCCGCUGACGGAGAGCGUGGUGGCGCUGAGCGGCGCCAACGUGACGGUGGGCUGCCGCGCGCCCGUCUCGCUGGGCUCCUGCUGGUUCCGCCACCCGGACGGCUCGCUCGUCACGCCGGAGAUGUUCGGCCUGGGCCGCUACGGCUACUUCGGCGACGGCCUCUCCCUGGGCUCGUGCAGCGUGCGCUUCACCGCCCAGCCGCGCGACUCGGGCCGCUGGACGUGCUACAUGGGCGUGCCCGACCACGUCGACGGCGACCUCUACGCCACCGUAGACGUCCAGAUCAUAGAGGAGCCUUUGGAGGUGCUACAGAAAGAAGUUGUUGCCACGGAGCGAGGACAUACAACAAUAGGGUGCAGAUCUGUUACUGGGGACGGGCUGAACAACUGCCGCUUUGUUCAUCCGAAAGGCUGGGGCAUGACGUUCAGCGGACAAAAGGAUGCGAGUGCAGUCAAGGGCAGAUAUAGAUAUGCUGGAAAUGGCCUUUCCCAUGGUGAAUGUUUCCUGAGAAUUACUGACGUGAGAGAAGAGGACUUUGGGGAAUGGGUAUGUGCAGCUGCGUUGGAAGGACAGGAAGUUGGAGAAACAUUGACUAUAAUAAACAUUAUCGAAGAAGGAGGUCUCAGCACUGGUGCAAUUGCUGCAAUUGUUUCAAUAUGUCUGGUUGCAUCUGCUGUUGGAGUAGCUAUGAUUCUUGGAUACCGAAAGAGAAGAAAAAGUUCUCGUGUAUAGUAUUUGCCUAUGUCAAACAACAAUUGAUGGACAGCAGCUACACAGUACUGCUGCUCUCAUACACUGAUGACAACAGUUUCAUUGAAAUAUACCAAAUUGUGUUUUAUGUCUCAAAUGCAACCACAUAAAUUUCAGGAUUCGUCAAGUUGAUUUUAUUGUGAAGCAUCAUUCAACUAACACGAAAAAACCUGAUUUAUGAACUGUAGAGAAAAUGAAAACAUUCUGUUAAAUUUUUGUCAUAUAAGGAAGUAGAUUUCUCAGUGAAUUUCAGCGAUGACACCUUUUGAAUUAUCAGGAGACUAACUGUCUGUUAUAUAACCGAUAAAACAAGAAAAUUUCAUUUGAGUUUCAGAUGUUUACAACAAUAUUAAACAAAUAACUGGGUACUAUUGUUUCUGUUAUAGCUAUAAUACAGCUGUGGUUAUUCUUAUUGUGGUCUUAAACAGUC
Schistocerca cancellata (South American locust) is the source of this 2148-nucleotide messenger RNA. RefSeq lists its product as uncharacterized. NCBI's taxonomy places the organism in Eukaryota, Metazoa, Arthropoda, Insecta, Orthoptera, Acrididae. The transcript is spliced from 10 exons. The record is from RefSeq and is a predicted model, not a curated record. Bases 6 to 1700 code for a protein of 564 amino acids.